AAUAAAAGGGGAUGUAUCUAGAUGUAUUUUAGCUCUAGAUACAUCUCUUUUUGUCCAUUUUAAUGAUAAGUAUUUUCGGACGGAGGGAGUAUCAUCUACCGCUAUCAGUUUCUUCAAAAGAACCUUUUGUUUACCUUCCACCACCACUUCCAGUCAGGAAUUGGGACGGGAAUACGGGAGCAUGGCCUCAUGUUCAGAUGAACGCUACGGUGUAGCGACGGGUCUGGUGAUCUAUCUGGUGAAUCGCCGGCGUCGGGGAGGUCGGUGGUGGCGGGUGCAGCAGCCAGGCUGCGCGGCCUGAAGGUGUUUGAUUAAAUGGCUCACCGUAAAUACAACGCCUGGCUGAGAAGGCGGAAGGUGAGUGAUCCCCCCUCGCCUCGCACGAAUCCCACAAAAUAUAUAGGCAACCAAGCACUGCCUUCCUCUGUUAAUGGAUGCCCGCCAACACCGGCCUCCGUUACUCUAUAUGCUGCAAGAUAUAGAAACCUUGAAGAUUGUUUUUGACCUAAAGGUUCCGGAGAUUUUUGUUCCAAACUAUGCGUUUUGGAGAUUAUUAAGUGCCUUUCCAAUUCCCAGUCAUCCGGCCACAGUUGCUACCGAUGCCGUUGUUGUCACUUGGCUAUUUUCCAAGCAAAUGUUUGGUUCCAAAACAGCCAGCUUGCCUUGUCUGACCUCUUCGGAGUAUGGAACCAACUCAUGGUCCAGCGAGCAAGUUUGGCCAACGUCAGCAUCUGCAAGCAGAAGGACAGGAAAUUGCCCUUGGCAUAGGUGCUAGGGAAUCCAAUUAUUUUCCAGUAUGAUUAGGACACCUUGAGGUUAUGAAUCCCACACGUAUUCUCUUUAAAAACAAGUCAACUGCUUGACUUGGAAUGUAGACCUCUUAGUCUUACCCAUGGUUUUCCUUCACCUAUUAAGUGGGGAGUUGGGACAUUAGGACGGCCAGAACAUCCAGAUUGUUAGCAAGGAGCUCUUACUGAAUGGAGAAGGCAAGAAAGCACAUGCCUUCAUCGUCUUCCUUCAUAGGAAUACUUCUCUUGAUCAAGGUCUUGCCUUCAGGGCCUGGUUUCACACGUGCAACAGAUACUCUUCUUCCAGGCCAAUCUCUGAGUGGUAACCGGACCUUGCUUUCAAAGAAUGGUACAUUCAAGUUGGGUUUCAACUGCCUAUCUCCCCCAUGUUAUUCAGAUUCUACCUUUGGCAUAUGGUACGUUAACUCAUCAACUUGUAGCCCUCUUCUAGUUUGGGCGCCCGACACGGUUUUGCCCAUCUUUAGAACUUGGUCCUCAUCAUUUGGACUCUUAGAAGAUGGCAACCUAUAUCUUAAAAGUGAUGAAGGCUCACUUGUUUGGUCAGCAUUUAGAACCGGCGGAUAUAUUUCUGUACUUGCAAUACUUCUUGACAACGGAAAUCUCGUUAUAAGGGACCAAGUGGAUAUUUCUGCUGUGUUGUGGCAAAGCUUCGACAACCCACUUGGUACAAUACUACCUGGGGGCUGGAUGGGAUCUAAUAGGAUCACUAACAAAGAAGCCUUCCUUAUUUCCAGGGCUUCCUGUUCUGGGAUUGAUCGUUCUACUUUGACAAUAUAUCCAGAGCAAAGUAGAGAAAUUUUGGUUCGGCUUAUUCCUGACAUACUCCCUCCGUUCCUAAAUGUUUGUCUUUCUAGAGAUUUCAACAAGUGACUACAUAUGGAGCAAAAUGAGUGAGUCUACACUCUAAAGUAUGUCUAUACACAUCCGUAUGUGGUAGUCCAUUUGAAAUCUCUAAAAAGACAAAUAUUUAGGAAUGGAGGGAGUAUAUCCCAUCUUCUCCGGUGAAGAGUAUUCUGGUGCUUUUCCCAGCUGGAUGGGAGUUCAUGCAGAUGGAGACUCUCUUAUGUUGUUCGAUGAUGCGCAUCUAUAUGUAUGAUUGGAUGAUAAUGGUACGGUCAGUGCUGCUGAACUAGGGGACUGUGUCUCUGUUGUGGUCUGCUUCACCUAGUGAGCUUGACUUGGUUCCAUGCCGUGAUGCAGAAAGCAUUUGUGUAAUACCAUACGACAGCACUCAGCCUUACUGUUUGAGAGUUACUGCUCCACAUUGUCUAUCUAAUGUCUCCGCUACAAAAGACGAUUAUUUUCAUCAGAUCGACGGGGUCUAUAAAUUUCCAGGAAGUCCUUCGUCAGUCAAAGUAAGAAGCAGCAGAGAGUGUGAAACUGUUUGUUUCAAUGACUGUUCCUGUACUUCAUAUGCCUUCAAUGAAACAUGCUUACUGUGGUACUGGAAGCUGCACAGAGUAUUGGUUGUGUCUGGUUCGGAAUCUCGUUUGUAUAUACGUAUGGGUAACCAAGAAAAUUCGAACUCCAAGAUUGAAUUUGUUGUUCUAACAGUGGUAGGUGUCUUGGCCCUCCUCCUGGUUGGUCUGGUUCUCUUGUGGAUUAGUAAAAGAAAGUUAUUCGUUGAAAGACUAGUGGAUUCCAAUAGUGGCCUUACGGUCUUCUCUAAUACGCAAAUAAAGAAAGCAACGAGAAAUUUCUUGGAAAAACUUGGAGAAGGAGGUUUCGGCUGUGUUUUCAAGGGCACAUUACCAGGUUCCUCUAUGGUGGCUGUCAAAAUGCUAAAAGAUCUUGGACAGGGUGAGAAGCAGUUCCGAGCAGAAGUGCAGACCAUUGGAAUGCUUCAACACAUCAAUCUUGUUCGUUUGUUUGGGUUCUGUGCUGAGGGAAGUAAAAGAUUGCUGGUAUACGAGUACAUGGAGAAUGGAUCUUUGAGUUCUCAUCUGUUUUCGAAGAGUUCUGUAAAAUUAAUCUGGGAGCUCCGGUACAGUAUAGCACUUGGAACUGCAAGAGGCUUGGCUUAUCUGCAUGAGGAAUGCAAGGAUUGCAUCAUACACUGCGAUAUAAAGCCAGAUAAUGUACUCCUUGAUGCAGAUUUGUGUCCUAAGGUUGCAGACUUUGGUAUGGCGAAGCUUCUUUGCCGAGAUUUUAGCAGGGCACUGACAACAAUGCGGGGGGCCAUCGGAUAUCUUGCGCUGGAGUGGAUCUCAGGGCUUCCGAUCACACAUAAGUCUGACGUUUACAUCUACGGAAUGAUGCUUCUUGAAAUCAUUUCGGGGCGAAGGAAUGUGGAGAAAAUCAAGGAAGGGAAGUUCACUUACUUUCCCAUCUUUGCGGCAGUCAAGGUGAAUGAAGGAGAUGUUAUGUGCCUUACUGGAUAUAGGUUGGAAGGCGACGCAGAUGUGGAGCAGCUGAGCAGAGCUUGCAGAAUCGCAUGCUGGUGCAUUCAAGAUGCUGAGGAUCAUAGGCCAAUGAUGGGGCAUGUUGUUCGCAUGCUAGAGGGUGUCAUGGAUGUUGAAGUACCUCCUAUUCCGAGGUCGCUGCUGAAUUUUGUGGGCAUGGAGGAUUGCACUCCCUCUACAGACUUAUAUAGUCUGUGAAGGACCAAAAGCUUCGUUCCAUUUGUCCAGAUCUACAUCAAGAAUUAAGUUUGUGUCUUUUGUACUGUAUUUCCUAAACUGCACUUGUCCCUUAUUGGCCAAGUUUCUGAACUGCAAUUUGUUACUCCCUCCGUCCGGAAAAACUUGUCAUCAAAAUGGACAAAAAAGUAGAC
Messenger RNA from Triticum aestivum (bread wheat), 3582 nucleotides. RefSeq names its product G-type lectin S-receptor-like serine/threonine-protein kinase At2g19130. The record is from RefSeq and is a predicted model, not a curated record. The transcript is spliced from 2 exons. Gene Ontology annotation, molecular function: ATP binding; protein kinase activity. The coding region runs from base 2312 to 3409 and encodes 365 amino acids. NCBI's taxonomy places the organism in Eukaryota, Viridiplantae, Streptophyta, Magnoliopsida, Poales, Poaceae. Gene Ontology annotation, biological process: protein phosphorylation.